This is a messenger RNA of Erpetoichthys calabaricus (reedfish), 1759 nucleotides long. RefSeq names its product NACHT, LRR and PYD domains-containing protein 12-like. The record is from RefSeq and is a predicted model, not a curated record. Lineage: Eukaryota; Metazoa; Chordata; Cladistia; Polypteriformes; Polypteridae. The transcript is spliced from 6 exons. Gene Ontology annotation, cellular component: cytoplasm. Bases 320 to 1759 code for a protein of 479 amino acids.
CCACUGAGUUUCUGAAAUGGAAGAAAGGGCACGUCUCUUCUGUUUGUCACUCUGUGGUUAUGAGUUUCCAUUUUGAACAAACAUCAUGCUUAAGAAAAAAUUACCUCUUCCUGUUGCAUGUCUGUGCAAGCAAAUCUUCUCAGCCAGCUUUGUUACAAGUACCCCUUCUGAUUAGGUGCCACGGGGAGCUGCGUUAUUCUUUAAACUCAUAAAUCCACAAGAGGCUGCUGAAUUGUUGUAAGCAUUCUAGUCUCUGCUUACUGAGGCCACAUGUACUUCUGUGAAAAAUCAGACGUUUCAGCCCUUGUCACAUCUAAAGAUGUCUGAAAACGGCUUGAAUAAGAAAUUUAUAUCAAUGAUCAUUAAGAAGAGAAGACGUGAUGAAGAUGUUGCUGCCAACUCAGGUUUACUUCAGAAGUUUUCUGAGGCCAUUAAACAAUUCCAUCAUGAAGAUCUCCUCAGGAUUACUGAAUACUACAAGCCCCAGUUGGCCUAUGUGAUUGAAUAUGAUAUCAUCAGCAUUCUGCAGAACCUUGUCACCAAGCAAAUCCUCACCAAUGAUGAGGCAAAGAGAUACAAAACUAAAGAAAAGGCUGGAAGGCGAGUGGGAGUGGAAUACUUUAUCAAUAAUAUGAUGAUGAAGGACAGACAGGUGCUGGUCAGCUUGUGGAAAGCACUGGGUGAAGAACUUGUGAAAUUUCCAUCACCAAAUAUGACAAGAAUAUUGGAGGAGGUGACAGAUAUGGGACUGGACAUCCUGUUGGAGAUUCAGUCCAGUCCAAUUGAGCCUCUUAUUGAAGAUAUUCAUAAAAUACACAGGAAGGCUAUAUCUAAAUCCACAAGAACCCUGGAGGAUCAGCCUUCUUCUGGAGAUCCAUGCCCCAGAAUUGUGAGUUUUGAGACUAGAUACAUAGAGCUGAUGAUCUUUAAACAAUACAGAAAAACCUAUUGUGAGACCCAACAUGAAAUUCUGAAGACUGGGAGGACUCAUGCAGAGCUAGUGGAGGAACGGACAAAGGAGAAAUGUGAGCGACUCUGGACUCAGCAGCUUUUCAGAAGGAAUCCUGAAUGUGGAACUUCCCCCAACAUAGUGGUGGUGAGUGGAGUGGCUGGAAUUAGGAAGACCACCAUGGUCCAGAAGAUCUUGUUUGACUGGAGCAUAGGUACCCAUCACCAGAAGUUUGCGUUUGUGUUCCUGUUUAAAUUCAGGUACCUCAACCUCCUGGACAAUGAGAAUGAGUCACAGAUGCCUCUGACCAGGCUAAUUGUAAGGCAUUAUUCAUAUCUCAAUGACCCAAGACUGAGAGAAAUCCUGAAGAAACCUGAAGCCCUCCUCUUUAUUUUUGAUGGCCUAGAUGAAUACAAACACCAACUGGACUUCACACAGAAGAGACUAUGCUCAGACCCAGAGACUUUCUUUCCUGUCCAUAUUCUGAUCACCAGCCUGGUCAGUCAGACAUUACUGAAGGGCUGUACAAUUCUGAUCACAAGCCGACCAACAGCCUUGGAGACCAUUGAUAUGACAAGAGUUGAUCGAUUUGCAGAGAUCCUGGGGUUCUUCCCUGAACAAAGGCUGAUAUACUUUAAGAGAUUCUUUGGUGACACUGAUCUGGGUACUGAGGCGUUUCUGUACAUUGAGGAGAAAGAGAUCCUCUACACCAUGUGCUUCAAUCCUUCCUAUUGCCAGAUUAUCUGCUCUGUGCUGAAGAGCCACUUCAACAAAUUGAAGAAGAGUGAGGAGCAGCCCCCAGUACUGUAA